Messenger RNA from Aphidius gifuensis, 1555 nucleotides. RefSeq lists its product as uncharacterized. Lineage: Eukaryota; Metazoa; Arthropoda; Insecta; Hymenoptera; Braconidae. The transcript is spliced from 6 exons. Bases 202 to 1476 code for a protein of 424 amino acids. The record is from RefSeq and is a predicted model, not a curated record.
GAUUAUUAUAACAGUCUUGAUUCAAGCAUUUUGCCAAAAAGUCUUUUUAUAUUUUAUUAUUUGACGAUAUUCAAGUACAUCAAUGUUUAUAUUAUUUCCAAAAUAAAUAAACAAUUAAAUAUAAAAAAAUAAAUUGAUAUUUGAAAUUAUUAUAGGAUAGCUUUUUAAUUGGUAUAUUUAUUUAAAAAAAAAAAAAUAAUAAUGCAGCGUGUAUUGAGUUAUCAAACAGCACGCGGUUUUGAAGAAACAAGUGAAUUUAUAACAAAAAGAAUGUGUAUAUCAUUUUUAUUUUCAAUUGGAUUUUUGUGUCUUGUAUGUGGUUUUUGUCUUGGUAGAUUUGCUGCUGAUACAGCAAGUAAUACACGUGUUGAACAAGAACGUCUUGAACAUACUGGUAAUGGCCUUGAAAAUGUUGAAUACAUGAGACAAAUUAUUAUUGAAAAAUUACAAAAUAAUAAUUAUUCAAUUGAUCAAUUAUCAUACAAAAAUGGCAGUUUAAAAAGUAUCAAAGAAAUGUUAUCAAGCUUAGAAUAUUUUGAUAAAUUAACAUUUCAAAUGGGAUGCAUCAUUGGUACUGUUACUGGUAGACGUGAACCAGAUAAAUUUGUUGUUCUUCAUGCAACAGAAUCACCAACAAUGUCAAUUGUAAUUGAAAUAAUUAAAGAACUAAAUAAUUUAAAUAUACAAUACAAAUGGAUCCCAAGAAGAAGUUUAACAUUUAUCAUGUGUGAAAAACAUCAUGAUAAUAAUGAUUCAUCAAUAAAUAAUUGCAUUGAUUAUGUUCCAACUUAUAGUAGAAAAAAUAUUGUUGCUUUCGUAUCAUUAGAGGCUGAAUCAUUGUAUUCUGAUGGAAAAUAUUUGACAUCAGGAUCUGAUAUGGUAACAUCAGUUGUAUUGGAAACCAUGAAAGAACAUAAAAAUAUUGAGCAUGAUAUAUUUAAUAAUAAAAUUUGUCGGUUAAAUAUUGAUGUACCACAUGCAAGAAUAAAAUAUACGAAAUUAGCAAUAGUUUCUGAUGAUCAUGAUGACAUGUUUAUUGUUAAUUGGAAAAAUUUUGCUGGAAUAGCAACAACAAGUAUUUGGAAGCUUUCACAAAUAACAUUGUUUCAUUGGUAUCCUCAAAAUAUUAAAGACACAAUUGAUCAUACAUUAACAGAUUUGCAUGAUGUACCAUCAACACUUAAAAAAAAUAUUGAGGAUAAAAUCAAGAUAAUAACAAAGUUUGGAAAUAAUUUAAAAGACAAGACAAAUUCAAUCACACCAUUCAAACCACUGGAUGUUAGAAUGAUGAAUGAUUUAAUUUUAAAUCUUGAUAUUAAUUUACUGUGUUUAGAUGAAAAUUUAAAAUCAAAAACAGAUGUUACAAUAAUUUAUGAAUCAUUUACAAAUAAAAAUAAUAUUAAUAAAUAUCUUGAAGAAAUGUUAAAUUGUUACAACAAAAUUAUAAAUAAUUUUACAAUAAAUAUAAUAACAUGAUAAUAUUUAUAACAGUGUAUUUAUUUUUAUAUUAAUUAUAUAAAAAUUUUUAGAUAACAAAAUUUAAUUUUUCAAUAGU